AUGCUGGCGUCCUCGCUACACACCGCGGCAGCAGCAGCAGCAGCAGCAGCAACGGUGACGCGCUUCGUUACGCAUAGCAGCAACCUCAGCAGCAGAGUCACUGGCAGCGGCGCGUGUGAGCCAUGUUCUGCACCACGCGCCUGUCCUAGGGAAAGAGCGAUGCAGCACGCCCUCGUGCACGUCUUGCAGCGAGAGCGGGUGCGAGCGCUCAUCGCCCGCGCCUUGCACUUGUGGCACCUGCACUGCGCACUCCGGCAGCACGGACGGCGACAUGGCGAUAGAGAAACCGCCGCUGGAGUGGAGGGCCGGCGAGAGACGCCGUCAGCAUCGUCGACAGCGAAGGGGCACGCCUUCUACCGCAGCCGUCACGUCGGUGAACCUUACCUGUGCUCCGUCCAGACGCUGCGAUCGCCGGCGGCCCCAGCAGCAGUGCUCAGCGUCACUGCAUGGCUAACAGAGGCAGCCAGACCGUCGGCAUCCCGGCUGGCGUGGACCCCUCUCGGUGGCGUCGGCAUCGGCGUGCUCUGCGACGGCAUCGCCACCGACGAAGGCACCGCCUACGUCGAUGCCAACGACGAGGAGGAGCUGCACGACGUGGACGACGACGCAGAGGUGCCACGACGCACAGAGCUGCACCGGUGCCAACAGCAACGGCAUCACCGCGGCCGCCGUUGCACCGACGACAACUCCAGCCUGUCGGAUGCGGAUGCCUACGUGGACGGCACUUACAACCGUGUCGACAACCCAGGCACCUCGGCGCGGCCGCUGGUGCCAGCGAGCCGCAGCAGCGUCGCCCCCGUAAUCGGCGCCGCAUCCCGGGUCACCAGCAUUGUCCCCCCGCUCUCGGCGCUGAGCAACGCGUCGCAAAGUCAGUCGCCGGCUCGCGACAUGUCGUUCACGCCGGUGAGAUGGUCGAUGAGUUGUCCGUUCCAGACACUGCUGCAGCCGCAGCCGCAAGACGGGCUGUGCAGCCCAUCCUUCCCCCACACGCCAGUGACGGCGUCCGUGCGAGAGACCAGAACCGCCGACGGCGCCGGGGUCUCCCUUUCCGUCGGCUCUGCAGCGCCCGCCGGAGCAGGAGCCGGGUCGCCAAGGAGCGCGGGCGCCACAGGAGCCACCGUGACCGCGGAAGUGGCAGCGGAGCGGCGGAAGCGCAUGGUGCAGCAUCUCCUCUCCAGCGGUGUCGGUGGCGGUUCAACGUCGAGCUUCGAUGACUCGUGCUCCCGACUGCAAUCGUGCUCGCAGUCGGACAGGGAGGCGAUCGCUGCGCAAGGCGGCCCCCCCUUGUGUCUGCGCCGCCCACGCAGCGGCUCUGGCGGAGGAGCGGGACUCAUCGCGAGCGACUCGGAAGACCGCAGCAUCUCAUCGCUGAUAAACACGCCGCGGAGCCACCAGACGGACGCUGCCAGCAGCUUCAGCAGUGCUUGGGGGCCGUUGAAAGACAGUGACUCCAUGCACAGCGACAGCACGUCGCCGAUGCCGACGGUCACAGCAACGACGGUUCCUCAGCUGCUGACGCGCGAGGCGGAAGACCGGCUGGCGGUGCAGGCAACAGAGGAGCGACGGCGCCUCCGCCUCCAGCACGGCAUGACUGUCGUUAUGGAUCGGCUGAUGAUGGCGGCGCUGCAUCAUCGAUCGGGUGAGCGCGGCUUGCACCCCUCGCUGCGCACCUCCACCGCACCAUCGCCGCUGCCUUUCGAGAUCAACGACGGUUGUGGCAUCGACUUCCUGUGCGCCUGCACGACGGAGACGCAGAACGAAAGCACCACGUGGGGUAGCGCGGGGGCCAUCGAACCAGCAGCAUCAGCUCCCAAGCCCCGGUCCUCCUCGCCAUCUCCAGUCCGGCAGGCCGCCACAUCUCGGAGAACGCAGCGGUGA
Molecule: messenger RNA, 1878 nt
Organism: Leishmania major strain Friedlin
Lineage: Eukaryota; Euglenozoa; Kinetoplastea; Trypanosomatida; Trypanosomatidae
Exons: 1
Coding region: 1-1878 (625 amino acids)
Source: RefSeq, a predicted model, not a curated record